AUGGCAAAAGCCAUACCCGAUUUCGAACCAUUUAUAGUUUAUGGGAACGACACUUCAAGUUCUUCUAUUGCCACUCGCUGGAAAAAAUGGUUGCAACGUUUUAACAAUCUUAUGGUCGCUAUGGAUAUAUCGGCAAAGAAACGGAAACGUGCUUUACUUAUACACUUGGCUGGAUCACAAGUUUACGAUAUCUUUGACACAUUUACCGCCGAACAGAAAGGUUCUGAGGAUGAUUUUGACACCGCUGUGAAAUCACUUACAACUUAUUUCGAGCCUAAAAAGAAUACGGAGUAUGAAAUCUACAAAUUUCGCCAAGCUAGCCAACGCCAUGACGAAAAGCUCGAUUCUUACCACACUCGCCUUCGACACCUUGCUUCCACGUGUGAAUUUGCAGACAUGGAUCGCGAAAUUAAAACACAAAUUGUCCAAACGUGCACGUCCCAACAGCUUCGACGAAAAGCCCUUCGUACUGAAAUGACUCUCCAACAACUUUUAGAUCAAGGCCGAGCCUACGAACUAUCACACCAACAAGCUCAGGAAAUGGAAAAUAACAACACAGAAUCAGUCAACCAGAUGAAAACUGCUGCAACACGAAAUUACUUUUCGAAGAACUUCAACUCACAACGUCAAGGACCAAGACAAGAAUCAACGAAACUAUGUUAUUUUUGCAGCAAACCCUAUCCUCAUCCUGGCGUAUGUCCAGCAAAAGGGAAAACGUGUCGACUUUGCGGGAAAUUGAAUCACUUUGCCGUCGCAUGCCGUUCAUCUCCACAAAAACAACAACAUCGCCACCAUGAAAGUGACAAACGUCAGACGGUUAAAUAUGUAAACGAAGAAAACGCAAGUGACAAUACCAGUGAACACUCCGAGUCGGAUGAAUAUACGUUUAUGGUGCAAGAUACAGACGAAAAUACCAAACAUCCAAUGGCUAACUUACGGAUUCAAAACCUAGCCAAAGUUAAAUUCAUUAUUGACACUGGAGCGACAGUUAAUUUACUCGAAGAAAAGGAUUUUGAAGCCCUCAAACCGGAAAUAACAUUGCAACACAGUUCUAUCAACAUCUACCCCUACAAGUCCGAUAAACCCCUCCGUGUCCUUGGAAAGUUUACUGCUACUGUAGAAUCGCGGAAACGAAUUGAUGCUGCCGAGUUUUUUGUCGUUAGCAACAACGGUUGCCUUGGAGGUUCUUUGUUAUCCUACAAUACUGCAAAGCAUCUUGGUUUGAUUGCAAUUACUAACGCUGUGGACACUGCUAAGAACACAACUGUAUCCUGCAAUGUUGCAAUACCUGAGGAAUUAUUCAAUGGCGUUGGAAAAUUAAAAGAUCAUAAGGUGAAGCUACAUAUUGACGAAUCAAUUCCACCCGUUGCUCAAACCCAUCGGCGGAUACCAUUCCAUCUACGGAAACAGGUGGAGAAAAAGCUUGAAGAGAUGGAAAAGGAUGACAUCAUCGAGAAAACAGAAGGUCCAACGCCCUGGGUUUCUCCAAUCGUUGUGCCGAAACCCAAAAGUCCAAACGAUGUUAGAAUUUGUGUGGAUAUGCGGGCUGUCAACAAGGCAAUCCAGCGAGAACGUCACAUAACCCCCACCAUAGAUGACGUCAUAGCAGAUCUAAAUGACGCUAAAGUAUUUUCAAAGCUUGACCUCAAUCAAGGUUAUCACCAACUUGAACUCUCAGAAGAAUCACGCUAUAUUACCACGUUUAGCACCCAUGUCGGCCUGAGGAGAUAUAAGCGCCUUAAUUUCGAAGUAACCUCUGCAGCUGAAAUUUUCCAAAAUACUAUUCGAGAAACUCUUGAAGGUCUCAACGGCUGUAUUAACAUCAGUGAUGACAUCUUAGUCUAUGGAUCCAACCAAAAAGAACAUGACAACAACCUUAAAUCUGUAUUGGAACGUCUUCAGUCUCGUAACCUAACAUUAAAUAAGCUGAAGUGUGAAUUCAACAAAACCAGCGUUGAAUAUUUUGGAUAUGUAUUCUCAUCGCAGGGCAUUUCACCUGACCCUCGCAAACUCUAUACGCAACUCCCAACCUCCAUCCAAUCCAAACGAAGUCCGAAGUUUUCUAGGUAUGGUCAACUUUUGUGCCCGAUUCAUCCCAAACCUUGCGACACUAGCUAA
This is a messenger RNA of Paramuricea clavata, 2118 nucleotides long. The record is from the annotation of a GenBank genome assembly. Lineage: Eukaryota; Metazoa; Cnidaria; Anthozoa; Malacalcyonacea; Plexauridae.